This is a messenger RNA of Xiphophorus maculatus (southern platyfish), 3320 nucleotides long. RefSeq names its product protein FAM83F-like (gene sack1fb). Lineage: Eukaryota; Metazoa; Chordata; Actinopteri; Cyprinodontiformes; Poeciliidae. The transcript is spliced from 5 exons. The record is from RefSeq and is a predicted model, not a curated record. The coding region runs from base 164 to 1696 and encodes 510 amino acids.
CUCUGUCCCACCUCUGACGCACCCGGUCAGGUAAGAAAACUUCCCAGCUUUCUUUUCUUUUCUUUUUUUUAGCAGUGCGGUCACAAAGGUAAACACUCUGAAGAUUCUGUCAGUAAAGUAGGGAGAGUUUGACCUCCCUAGGGGUGUCAGGGCUUCCGUAGCCAUGGCUGAAUCCCAGCUUAUGUGCAUGGAGGACGGGCACAUCGGUGUCAAAGUCCCGGAGUCCAAGCCGGAGUUCUACUACAGCGAAGAGCAGCGUGCUGCCAUCGAGGAGCUGCUGAAGAAUGGCGACGGCGCCUUCAAGACGCGACUCAAGGAAGACAACGCGAAAGACUUUUUGUCCGCGAGGGAAGUUAAAGUUCUCGUGAGCACUUUCAAACAAUAUGACUCUAACGACACCAGCAGCAGCAGCAGCAGCCAGACGGCGGAACAGGGAGCCGCUGGAGCCGACGCGGACUCAGGGGUUCAUUCUACCUACUGGCCACUGAUGUCGGACACCGAGGUCCCGUCGCUGGACAUCGGCUGGCCCAGCGGGGGGUUCUUCAAAGGGGUGACGCGGGUGGCCGUGCACACCCACCCACCCAAAGACAACGGACCGCACAUCAAGGAGGUGGUGCGGCGGCUCAUCCAGGAGGCGAGCAAGGUCAUCGCCAUAGUGAUGGACAUGCUCACAGACAUCCACAUCCUGCAGGACCUGAUGGAUGCAGCUUGCCGUCGGUCUGUGCCUGUUUACAUUGUGUUGGACGACCAAGCUGUUCCUCACUUCCUGGACAUGUGUUGCAGGCUUCAGAUUGGCUCGCAGCACCUCCGGUUCAUCCGAGCGAGAUCGCUUCAAGGAGUUGGCUUCAAUAUGUCCUUUGGUAAACUCCCUGGUUCACUUUUUACUAAAUACAUGUUGGUGGAUGGAGACAAAGUUGCUUUUGGCUCUUACAGUUUCUCUUGGUCUGCUUCCCGAAUGGACCGAAACAUGAUCACUGUGAUGACGGGGCAGGUGGUGGACGUCUUCGACAGAGACUUCCGUGAGCUGUACGCCAUCUCAGAGAAGUUGGACCUCUACAAGGAGUUUCACGUCAGUCCCCCCGCUGCCAACGUGACCGCCACAAUUCGCUCCAAACUGGAGCCCAAACGCCCUCCGUUACCGGCGACCACAUCCCGUUUCCAGGUGAGCCUCGGAGACUCUCGGAAUGUUGAAAUCCAGGUUCCUGCCCACAAAUACUACAAUCCCAAAUACUCGCUGCUGUUCGGAGGUUCUCCACUUCCUGCACGAUCUCUGCAUGACGAAAGAACAAAGCCGGGUCUCGCAGAUGUUUGCGAAGACGAGGGAAGGCCUCGAGUGGCCAGCAGUCUGAAGCUGGACCAGCAGAGUCCGUUGCCCUCAGAGGCCCCAAGUGAGAACUUCAAGACGCCAAACAACGUAUCUGGGGGGAAAAAGAGAGGCUUUACUUGGAAGUUGUCGAGGAAAAAGUCUCCGAGUAAGCUUUCUGUUAAAAAUACAGGGAGUCCUUCACCGACAGAGACUCAUCCCAAUGAACUGGAAGACGGUGCCACAGUGGUUGUGGUAAGCCCAACCAAAGGGAGUAAGAAGCUUUCUAAACUGGACCAAAGAACAUUGUCUCAGCAAACUGUCAACACGUCACAUGACAGAGAAAGUUUGAAGAGUCGUCGUCAUGGAAAAUCAGGUUGUACAGCGUCCUGAGCUGAACUUGUUUGACACUUUCAACAGCGUACAGUCGCAUGUUCUUAAAACAGAUGAGGAAAUGGAGCUGGUGUGGGACACUGCAACGUCACGCACGUUUGAAUGAAGACCAGAUGAAUGUCCAGUCCUUCAGGUGUUAAUCUACUGGUUUCACAUCUGGAGCCUAAUGCUUCAUGAGGCUGAUCUGGCAGAAUCUCUGGAAUCACAUAUAUGUUGAGGCCUUUGAAUCCACAUUGUUAGGGAUCUGGGUUUGUUUUUUUUGGAUUUUUUUUCUUGCAAUCAUGGGUGAAUUUUUAAAGUUGUUCAGGGAAAGUAUUUAUGUGUCACGCCUGAAUAAGAAAAACCACAUUGAUUCCUAGAGGGAUAUUGUUUGGUUUCAGAUUUAAAUUAAUUGCGAUGAAUUGCAUCUGAAAAUGUUUUUUCAGACCCAUUCAGCCACGCUGACUCUUCAAAAUAUACCAAGCAUAUAUUUCUAUGAUGAAUCCUGGUGUGCAAACAAAGUUUACGCACUACUGAUAUUGCUGCUAACAGACUACAGAUUAGAUCUGUAAUUAUUGAUUCGGGUCAUUUUUACUUUUAUUUUUGCCCACAUGUAUGAUUAUGUACUGAACGAUGACUCCACGUGCAUUGCUUUUCUUUGCCGUUUGCAGAUAGAUGACGUUAAGAAAAUAGAAUCAGUAUCUGCUCAACCGACGCAUUAAUUUUCCUAACAAUGGCAAAUUUAAAGUAGAGGUGUUUAAAGAGACAUAGACCUGCUUUUUAAUGCUAAAGAUGAGCUACUCUUGAGUUGCCACACAAAAGAAAUACUCUGCAGAGGUUUCUGGACCUGAUGCACUGAACACAAAUAUUGAGCACCACAAACGGUGUGUGAAGUUUAACGGUUAAUAGCCGGUAAUUGCCACCAGCUUGUAACAGCAGCCAUCAGAAGUGCGAUUGUAGCGUAAGAGAUAUAUUUCAAGUUUUAAUUUCACAUUUUUACCCAGAAUCCUCUGUCUUCUUUUCAGCAACACGAUCAGCCUUUACGGUAUUUUUCUUGAUUCCGGACAGUGCUACAUAAAAAAAAAGAAGUUCCCUUUUGUUUGAAGUAGGCAGCCCUCCUUUGCAUGGUGUGUGUUUACAGUGUGUGAAACCUCAUGAUAGUGUUUGUGUUUUAUUUUUAUCAGAGAACUGCUUACCAUCAGAUUACUCUCAUUUUGGUGACAGGAAGAGGCGACAGAGCAGCAGAUGUCAGUUGAUAGAAAAGCCUGUGUGAAAAUAUACACAAACACAACAACAUGGUUGGUUUUAUUUCUUUGCACUUGAAAUAAAAAAAAAAAACUGCAUUAAGUUAUACUAAACUUAAAAAAUAUAUACUGUGAUGACCUUUAACAGACUUUUAACUCUUUUUGCACUGUUUCGCACAAGUAACUUUGAAUCAAAAUGUAGCACAGAAAUCUAAAACGUUCAGUCAUAGGAGAAAACAAGAAAUCCUCAAAGCCUUAGCACUUAAAUAAACAGACGGGGGGAAAUGAGCUGAACAGACAUUGUGUUACCCAUUUAGUGGCAUGUUGGGUUGUUGGAUAUAGACAAAGGUUCGAUGCCUAUCAUUUAUUGUUUUUGUAUGUUUCAAUAAAUCUGCUAUCCA